Messenger RNA from Aspergillus melleus, 870 nucleotides. RefSeq lists its product as uncharacterized. The transcript is spliced from 2 exons. Lineage: Eukaryota; Fungi; Ascomycota; Eurotiomycetes; Eurotiales; Aspergillaceae. The coding region runs from base 1 to 870 and encodes 289 amino acids. The record is from RefSeq and is a predicted model, not a curated record.
AUGGCCUGGCGCUUAGGCUUCUAUCGCGGCGGCCGCGUCUUCAUUUCCCCCGUCUCUGGUAUCGAUAUCGCCCUAUGGGACCUUAAGGGCUGGCGGCUCGGUGUGCCCAUCCACCAACUCCUCGGCGGCAAAGCACGGCAUAAGCUGUCCGUCUACGCCUGGAUUGGCGGCGACAGACCCUCCGACGUCGAAGCGGCCGGCAAGGAGCAUUUGCCGCGCGUGCUAGAAUCGAGCGUCGAGCGUCUCAAGACCAUCAAGGCGCUCGGCCUAAACGCCGCUCGGGAUUUCCACGGCCGUCUCCACAAACCCAUGGCCAAGCAGCUGGACAAGGCCCUGGAACCCCAUCGUCCGCUCUCCCUGGAGGAACCACUGCUCUCGGACCUCGUCUCGUGCCCGAUCGCCCUAGGCGAACGACUUUGCAGCCGCUGGGACGUGAAGCGGUUCCUCGGAGAUGCGAGCGUCGACGUGCUGCAGCCCGAUUUCAGCAACUGCGGCGGCGUCUCGGAAUUCCACCGCAUUGCUGCCAUGGCAGAAACCUACGACGUUGCGCUCGCGUCGCAUUGUCCUCUGGGCCACAUUGCCCUAGCUGUCUGCAUGCAAGUGGAUCUGGCCACGCCGAACUUCGCCAUUCACGAGAUGAGUCUGGGUAUCCACUAUAACAAGGAAGCGGGCGAGUACGACACCACGAGCUACGUGAAGGGCCUUAGCGUCUUCGACGUCAAGGACGGGUACGUGGAUGCGCUGACGAGGCCCGGAUUGGGCAUUGAGAUCGAUGAGGACGUCGUUCGUCGGUUGGCUCGGUCGACGGAGCCCUGGCAGCCCAAGGAACUCUCUUCGGACCGGAUGGUGGCAUCCGGGAAAGAUAGUUGA